Messenger RNA from Ramularia collo-cygni, 882 nucleotides. RefSeq lists its product as uncharacterized. Bases 1 to 882 code for a protein of 293 amino acids. The record is from RefSeq and is a predicted model, not a curated record. The transcript is spliced from 5 exons. Lineage: Eukaryota; Fungi; Ascomycota; Dothideomycetes; Mycosphaerellales; Mycosphaerellaceae.
AUGAAUUUCGAUGGCCUCGGCGUUGUCUGGUAUACCUCAUCCAACGCGGACUUUGAAAAGGGUAACACUGGCGAGAGCAGUGAUGGCAACCAGAGAGAAGGCUUGCGACCGGCCAUGUACAAGACCAUUCAGCCUCCACACAACGAUACCAACUUCCUCUCGAUAUGCGCCAACACCGAGUCUCGUGUAUGCUUUGGCCACAUACGUGCCUCAUCGGGGACUGCAAUUGCUCAAGUCAACAAUCAUCCCUUUGUGUUCGGCAGACAUACGUUCAUGCACAACGGAGCAGCCAGCAAUUUCCAACAGAUCAAGCGAGCUGUCGUGAACGAGAUGAGCGAGGCCGCGUAUGCAAAUGUUUUGGGAGGGACGGAUUCUGAACACAUCGCUGCACUGUACAUGACUUACUUGACCAAAGGUGGUGAUGCCUCUUCGUUCGAAAAUGUGUAUCCAGGAGACGAAAUGGUUCAAKCGAUGCACAGAGCGGUAGCGACAAUUGUUGGCUUGCAGCACAAGCUGCUCGGUGACGAUAAGAAGCCAAACAGCCUGAACCUCUGUGCAACAGAUGGGUUAUCGCUAGUUGCUUAUCGCUUCCGAAACCAUCAGACAUCGCAACCGCCGAGCUUAUACUACAGCACCAAGGCCGGUAUGACUCUCAACCGAAAGUAUCCAGAUAAUGCAGAUGGUGCCCACGUUCCGGGACGCGAAAUUGGUUUGCCUGAGGAAUCGCAUGGAGAACAUCUGAUCGUUGCUUCGGAGCCGRGCACAUACAAUGCGGAGGACUGGACACUCAUCGGCAAGAACGCCUACUUGCUUGCUGGCCCGAAUGGCGUCUUCGAAGUUCAGAACGCGCCGUACGGAUUUGGUUGGGAUGCCAAAGAUUGA